Zerene cesonia (dogface butterfly) is the source of this 516-nucleotide messenger RNA. RefSeq lists its product as uncharacterized. Bases 1 to 516 code for a protein of 171 amino acids. The record is from RefSeq and is a predicted model, not a curated record. NCBI's taxonomy places the organism in Eukaryota, Metazoa, Arthropoda, Insecta, Lepidoptera, Pieridae. The transcript is spliced from 4 exons.
AUGCGUAGGACUUACCAAGUGAUAUUAAUUUGUUAUAUUUGUAUUGUUUUGUUCCUCUUGAUCGACCGAGGAAAAAGCGAUACACAAGUCAGAACGAAGAGGUAUCUUAGCUUCCGUAAUGUGACAAAGUUUUUCAUCCGACUCAACUUCAAAGCUAAUAUGGUACCCUGGAAUCAGAUAUUCGCCCAAGCGAUAGGUUUCCGUUUGAACUGGGAUGACCCACCUGACUCCUUCCAUCCCUACCACCACUUCAGUAGAAGAAGCAUUUAUAAUAAUUUAGAAAUUCUAUUAGACAGUAAUGGUUUAAACGGAUUCCAUUGCAUCCGCCGCGCCAUCUGUGAAACCAAUACGAUCUCAGCACCCAGAGGGAUUUAUUUUAAAAUAUUGAAGAUGGUGUUUAGACAACAAUCUUCAGCAACAGAUAAAUGGCACAACCAUACGACAGAAGAUUGUGCUGCAUCGGUAUCUUCCUGUCCCUUUUCCAUGCUGGAAGUAUCUCCAUACACGGAUCUCUAA